Molecule: messenger RNA, 3846 nt
Organism: Mya arenaria
Lineage: Eukaryota; Metazoa; Mollusca; Bivalvia; Myida; Myidae
Product: flotillin-1-like
Exons: 11
Coding region: 96-1382 (428 amino acids)
Biological process (GO): positive regulation of cell-cell adhesion mediated by cadherin; regulation of receptor internalization; protein kinase C signaling
Cellular component (GO): plasma membrane
Source: RefSeq, a predicted model, not a curated record
CGAAACGCUAGCUACUCUGUAGCCCGUAUCAGUUAAUACGGAAGUCAGUUCAUUUCGCAAGAAAUUGUUUUUAAUUUCCCAACAAAUUUACAAAGAUGGGCUUCGAAACGUGUGGUCCCAACGAAGUAAUGGUGGUUUCAGGGUGCUGCCGGGGAGCCUCCGAGUAUGUCCCUGGUGGCAGAGUUUUCGUGUGGCCAAUUAUCCAAAAAAUGCAGAAAAUGAACCUUAAUAUGGUGACUCUUGUCGUGGAGAGUCCUAUGGUGUAUACCAAGUUCGGUGUGGCUAUCUCUGUCACAGGAAUAGCCCAGGUGAAGGUUCAGGGCCAGAGCCCCGAGAUGCUUGCCUCCGCUUGCGAGCUGUUCCUGGGAAAAUCUGAAUCCGAGGUGCGCAAGGUGGCACAGGAGACACUUGAAGGUCACCAGAGGGCCAUCAUGGGGAAUAUGACUGUUGAGGAGAUCUACAAGGACCGCAAGAAGUUUUCGAAGCAUGUGUUUGAUGUGGCCUCCUCUGACCUGGUCAACAUGGGCAUCUGUGUGGUCAGUUACACCCUCAAGGACAUUCGGGAUGAGGAGGGGUAUUUGAGAGCUCUUGGUAUGAAGCGAACAGCUGAAGUCAAGAGAGACGCGAUAAUUGGAGAAGCUGAGGCGAAGAAAGACUCUGGGAUAAAGGAAGCGGAAGCUGAGGAGCGUCGAAUGGCGUCACGCUAUGCCAACGAUAUUGAGAUUGCCCAUGCCCAGCGUGACUUCCAGCUCAAGAAGGCUGCAUACGACAUGGAAGUCUCCGCCAAGAAAGCUCAGAGUGAACUGGCUGCUGAACUGCAGACUGCAAAGACUCGCCAGAAGAUUAAGGAUGAGGAGAUGCAGGUCAAGGUCAUUGAGCGUACACAGCAGAUCCAGCUAAAUGAACAGGAAAUCAUCCGUCGGGAACGUGAGCUUGAAGCCAAGGUUCGCAAGCCCGCUGAGGCUGAGAAGUACAAGAUGGAGAAAUUGGCAGAGGCCGACAGGAACCGUGUAAUCUUGGAGGCAGAGGCUGAAUCUGAGGCUAUUCGCGUCAAGGGAGAGGCAGAGGCUUUCGCCAUUGAGGCUAAGGCCAAGGCUGAAGCUGAACAGAUGGCAAAGAAAGCUGACGCCUGGAAGGAUUACCAGGAUGCUGCUAUGGUGGAUAUGAUCCUUGAAACUCUGCCUAAGAUUGCAGCCGAGAUCUCUGCACCUCUCUCACAAACAAAGAAGGUGACCAUGGUGUCAAGCGGCAAGGGAGAUGUGGGCGUGUCUAAACUGACCGGGGAGGUUCUGGACAUCAUGGAAAAGAUGCCAUUGGUCGUGGAGAAACUCACAGGAAUCAACAUCCAGAAGAGCAUCCGAACAUCAAUCAAGCGACAGUAGAUUGGAAGUGUUCAGAGAACAGUCACAUUACUAGUGCAUUUUCGAAACUUUGGAACAUAGUGACGUGGUUGACUGAAGUUGUGUCAAGUAUAUGAGUGUAGUAAUUUGAAAUCAUCAGAGAAAGUAGUUCCCAUUCAUCAAUUUAGAACAGAGUUUCAGAACAAAACAAUAUUUACACCUAAUCCAAUUUUCAUUCAACACGAUACACCCUAAAAAGACAAUAAUGUCAACAAUUUUAAGAUCUAGGCAUGGAGAAAGAAUUUUUAAGUGACUUUAUUCAUUUUUGUACUUUUUUUAUUAUCUGUAUGGUGUAAAAUUGUAUGUAACAUAAGUAUUCAGGUGUUUAACAUGAUUGUAAUUUUAACAUUUUAAUCUAUAUUUAUUGUUAUAUAUGUAACACGUAUGUUGUACAAUCAAAUAUGAUUUGUGUCAUUGGCCUGAUGAGUUGAUAGAGAAUGUUAAUUUGCAGAGAAAACAAUAUUGCCUGUGAAUAAUAAAAUUUGAAAAGUUGGAACUUGUAUAAUUUAGAGUUUUGUAGAACCACACUUUGCUCACCAUCUUUUCAGUAUUUUGAAAUCCGAUUUUAGUGCAGACAUUGCCUAACACGGCUUUUACAGAUUUAAGAUUUUGAUCGAAUGGUUGACUCUUCCACAAGCAUGCAUUUGUUGUAAGACUUCAUUGUGUUAUUGUAUCAUAAUAUAUUAUGUAAGUCUUGUUCUUUCAAAUUCAAGUCAUGAAUGUCUAUGAAUGUUUAAUGUCAGAUAUUAUAAACACAGCUCCAUGAAUGUCAAUGCAAGUUGUGUAAAGCUUUUUACGGACUUGUUCAUGAGCAAGUAUUGAGAAUAUUAUCAGUAAAACACUGAAAUUAAAAUAUAAAAAAACAGACAAAUCCGUUGUGAUUGCCUUUGACAAGAUAGUUGUCCUUUCUGAGAUUAAUUUAUUUUGAAUGAUUAUGUACAUGUGUACCUUGUCCCCAUCUUCAUGUAUAUUAUUAUUGUAUCUUAUUGCUACAUAAAGCUUCUGUUUAAAUUUUAUUAUAUUGAUAUAUAGAUGGUUUUUACCAGUAAGGAAACAAAGGACAUUUAGUUAUGUAAUAAACAUUAUCCAGAUACGCAAUCAAAGUUUGUAUUCUCUUCUACUGAAAAUGUCUGUGUUUGGCAGCUAGUCCUUGUGUUAAUUGUUUUUAAUCUCUAAAGAUUUUAUAAUUUUCUAAAAUGCUGUACAUAAACUGGCCUUAAUGUUAAAGACUGCUUGCUAUUAUUGCCUGCUCACCUAAAACCUAAGAAUCAAUGAUCUUUACACUGUGCUGCCAAUCUUUGGUUUGGGGUUUUUAUUUGGUAAACAAAUAUGUCUUAUAAUUAUUAUUUAAAUACUUCGUCUUGUAGGUUUCCUCAUGGAUUUACAUGUAUUUUGCCUUACUGCAGUGUUUUGAAAUAAUAAAAAAUGACCAGGAUCCAUCUGCACUGGUUGUAGCCACAAUGCUCUCAUUUUGUACUGAACACAACUCCAACAUGGUAUAACACAAAGACUUUUAUGAAGGAAUGUAAGUUACAUGUACUUUACAUCCAAAAUCAAUAAGCGAAAUAAUUUUCUUUGGAAGAUGUGUUAUAAUAUAUACAAAAUGGUUGGUAUAGUUGUAUACAUGUAUUGUUUUGAAUAUAACUUUAUUUGUAUUGACACAACAUACAUAAUUGUGUUAGUAGUUGUAUUGUAAGUAUUCAUCGUUAUAUCUUAAAUUCUAAGUUUUAUUCAAAUAAUAUUUCUUAACACAGUGUGUGCAAAUAUAUACUGUCAUGUUCAUGAACUUAACAGUUUUAUUUUAAGUUACCUCAGUCAUAUUUUUAAGUUACCAUUGUUUUAUUAUUGUCCUUUAUUUAGUAAUAGUGUGGAUCUUAUUUGUAUUCCUCAUUUAAACAAGAUUGCAGAUUGCUCUUAUAAGUAAGCUGGUGGUUUUCGUACAAACCAUCCAUUCUUUAUAUUGUCAAUCAUAACAAGAUUUCAAUAAAAACUGUUUUAUUUAUAUGUCAGAAACAUAUAUUGUUUAAUUACGUAAUGCAAUACUCUUGUUUAUUUUUAUUUGUUUACUCUCACACAUGCAAGAACUCGCUGUACCAGUGACAUCAAGCAUAUUGAAAAAGCUGGAAAAUUAAUCUUCUAGUCGUUACGAAUCAUUACCUAUAUUACUGUACACUUAUUGUGCAUUUCCCAAUAUUAUCAGACUUUAUGACUUAUUCCAUGUUGAAAGAUCUAAAACCAAUUAAGUCUCAUAAGAAAGGAAAAAAAAUGUCAUUGUCAUUUACAUAGCUCAACGUUCAUAAAUGUCACCAAGUUUUGCAUGUAUGUUACUGAUACAGCAAGUUUCAUAUACUUCAUUGUAUUCAUGCCCAUAUUAUGUAUGUACUCUAUGUAAACUACUGUACUGAAAAUUGUUCAGUGUUAGUGACCAUUAAAGUAUCCUAUCAUA